AUAUUUUGUGAAAGAAAAAUGAGUGGAAUUGAGAUUCAGUUACUCGGGCGUAUUUGUUAAGAGUCCAACUAUCGCCAAUCUGAGUCGCCGUCUCAGGCCACACCCUCUUUCUGUGUGGCUCUGCAAUCAUUCUCCGCCAUAUUCAUAAACCACAAGCUUUUCCUAGAAAAGGGCUGAAGCAAAUAGAGUUUAUCUCUCUCUAAAUGCAUUGGUAAAAGGCAACAGUUAUUUGUUGUGGAUUUCUUAAGUUCAUGGCUUAUAGAAUGAAGGCAAUCAUGUUGCAGUCUUUGCCAGCAGCCGAGAAUGAAAGCUUUGGACAAUUGUUUGUAAUUUCAAGAAGUUCAUCUAUCCUGGAUUUCUCCAACAGACUAGAAGUAACUGAACAAAUUUCAAAGUUUGGUGUAAACUGUAUGACAUCUCCUAAUAUUAGGUCCUGGACAAGAAGACGUGGUUCAAGAAUAUCAUUUGCUCUGGAUACAGGAAGCAUUCCCAGUAGUGACGAUCAAGAUGGCCUCAAUGGUGAUGGUCGUGAUCUAGGUGGAACUCGUUUGGGGAGGAUAGUAGGUGCUGGAGGCAGGCAGUUCUUGGGGAAGCUUAAUUCAGCUCGGAAAAAUUUUCCUAUGAAAGUAUUUCUGCUUCUCUUAGGUUUUUAUACGGCAAAUGCCUUGGCUACAAUUCUAGGACAGACUGGUGAUUGGGAUGUAUUAGUAGCAGGAGUCGUUGUUGCUGCAAUUGAGGGAAUUGGAAUGCUGAUGUAUAAAAAACCUCCUUCUCUUCCAUCCAGGAGAUUGCAGUCUCUGAUUUCAAUGGUGAACUACUGGAAAGCAGGUGUUAUUCUAGGUCUCUUUGUUGAUGCUUUCAAACUAGGCAGUUGAUACCUUUCUAUAAUAUCUGAGGUCAAUACUGAUGCAAUCUCCCUUCCAUGGGACUGGUUUAUUGAUCUUAAUAAAAGUAAAACUACUUGUACACUAUUGUAUAGUUAGUUAAUUAUUGUCCCAGAUGGUAUCAUAUAGGAUGUCUUUAAAAUUAUGAUAUGAAAUCGUGAGAUGAAACUGAAAUUUUGUUUGGACAUGUAA
Molecule: messenger RNA, 1076 nt
Organism: Solanum pennellii
Lineage: Eukaryota; Viridiplantae; Streptophyta; Magnoliopsida; Solanales; Solanaceae
Product: ycf20-like protein
Exons: 3
Coding region: 252-875 (207 amino acids)
Source: RefSeq, a predicted model, not a curated record